GGAAAAAACAUUGAUCAGCUGUGCAAGGAAUGGAUAGAGUGCAUGACUCUGUGGCAUGGUACCAAAAAAAGAUCGGAUCAUAUGACAAGCAUAUUUGGGAGCAGUCUUCUGAACAGAAAGUCCUAAGGAGUAUACAACUGGCACCACGGAGAAGUGUUCGUCAGAAAACAGAACUCAUUGAUGUUGAUCUUGUUCGAGGUUCAACAUUCUCCAGAGCCAAACCACAAGUGUCAUGGACAAACAUAACCCUCAAAGCCAUUGUGAAAGUUGUAUUCUUUCCUCUAUAUCACAAAUGGUGGCUGCAGCAGAUGCCAUUGAAAAUGUUUGUGUUCCUCAUGGUGCUAUUCGUCAUGCAGGUCAUCAGCCUCAUCAUCUUCUUCAGGAAUGUUGGAGGCAGCGUAAUGAAAGAUGAGCAGACACUGUCUGAGGUUGUGAUCCCUGCCUUAUUAAUGUUGAUCCUGGGUCAAAUACAUUCCCAAACUGUUCUGUCCCACUUUUCACAUCGAUCUCAACACCGGGACAACAAGUUAGCCCGCAAGUCGUCCACUGGACUCAUCAGGGAAUCUAAGAUUAGGAAUUCCAAAAUGACCGAUGUAAAGCGCAGUUAUUCUGUCCCAAGUCAAGCAGUCGGAACCAUUUAUGAAAACCUUCCUCAAGGCUCCAGUACAGAUGUGAACCCAACAUCGAAACAGAAUCGAAAACCUCCACCAGACAGACUUGUUUCAAACAGUAAAGUAGACGUCAAAAAACAAAAAAAUUCAAUGGAUAAAGUUAAAAAGUACAAUUUUUCCGAUAAAGGCACAAUCAUAAAAACUGGAGCAAAUAUAACAGAACAGAAAUCUGUAAGCUGGAGUGAUGCAUACUGUGUCAAGACGUCACACAUGAGUGGACACGAGAGUCCAGAUAGUGAUGCACGCACAGAUGAGGAGGAUUAUCAAAUGGAGAAUAAAGAAAUCACAGAAAAAGAUCUCGGUUCAGAAGAAGAAACAGAAAAUGUAAAGUGUUCAAAAGAAAAUCUCAAAAGUUCAGCAGAUAAUUUAAAAAAUAAUGUUGGUGAAAUUUCUCCCCAGACCAGUCAGAUCAGUGUAAAAAGUACCAAUGUAGUGAAUCAAGAUUCCAAUACACCAGAAAGCAUAAUGGCUUCUGUUGACUUUGUACAAAAGAAAAAACAAAGCAACAUAUAUCAUAUAAAUGAUGAAUUUGAAGAAAUCCUUGACUCUACACUUACAGAAGAUGUAAGAAAUGGAGAACCAUUUGAUAAUCUAACUUCAGAUCUUCAACAUUCUAAACAAGUGACUGUAAGUAACGGUCAAAUUGUGACUGACACAGAAUGCCUAACAAAAUUCUCAGACAACCAUUUACCAGACACAACAGACAAUAUUCAAAUCUUGCCCAAGGAAAAUUUCUCAAAUUCUCACAAUGGCAUAAAGGAUAAUAUCUCGCUUAAGCCUUCGGUAUCGACAAUUUCCAAUGGUAGUGAUGAUGUUUUUGUUGAUGAUAAUUCCGCAACUGUGUUUAAAAAUAAUUUAAUUGAAGAAAAUGCCAGUGAUUACAGCCCACAAGAUACUGAGUCAGUUUGUAACUCUAGUCACGGCAGUAUUGAAUCGGGAUCAAUGAAACGUUUCAUGUCAUCAUCUGUUACAAGUAAAAGUAGAACACAGUGUGAAACAGGAUCAGAUUCCGAUGAUACUCACAACAAAGCAUUUUCCUACAAAGGCUUGAGGAGAAGGAAAAAUGCCGGUUUGGAAGAAUCUUCAGAGUCAAAUUCUACCAUUUUUCGAUCACGACGUCCUCCAUCAACCCUUAAUAUGAAAACCAGAGAGAGUAAAGGCAGUACAGGGAUCAGUUCUUCGGAAGGAGAAACGUCAUACACUCCUGAUGGGAGCAAGGCUGGAGCAAGUUCCGAGGCUGAGUGGGAAGAUCGGGUCCAGUCGGAUAUCACAACCUCAACGUACUCUAGCAGCUCUGCUUCGGACAAUGAUAUCUCAGAUAAUGAUGCACAAGACAUCACAGAGGACUGUCCAACAGAUCCUGGCCUACCUCCUACUACAGGCUCAGCAAGCAUGACAGGGGACAGAAAUACCAAAGUUACAAGCAAUUUGCAUGUAAUUAAUCUACUUCAGCCUCCAACCAGUACUACGUCAGUCAGUCCUCCUCCAGACAAAGUGAGCUGUAUGAUAUGGGAGGACAAAGAAUGUAAAAAGGUAGAAUUAACUGCCCUUGAUAUUGGCUGGACAAUUAUUGAGAAAGUGGACAAUAUUCCCGAGAGUUCUGACUAUCUGUGGAUCGGCCUCAGCUUCUCACUUUUUCUCGGUGUGGUGCCAUUGAUUUUCCGAGUAUAUCAUGCCAAGGAGUACCCAGACUUCAUCACUAAAGAUGGCCUGUGUAGUUUGUGUCUGUUGUUGAUUUCAAAUUCGUGGAGAAUUAAUCUGAUCAUGGUGAACGGUAUGAUACAGAGACUAUGUCUGGGAGGUAUAUUCUUUUUUCUCCUUUCUGUUGCUGACAGAACUUUCAAACAGCGCUUACUGUAUGCCAAACAUUUCUGUUACCUAACUUCAUCACGGCGAGCCAAGAAGUUUGACAUGCCUCACUUCCGUUUAAAUAAAGUCAGAAAUAUAAAAAUCUGGCUCUCGUUACGAUCUUAUCUCAAGAAACGAGGUCCUCAGCGAUCGGUGGAUAUCAUUGUUUCUGUGACAUUUCUAUUGACAAUUGUCAUACUCACCUUGAUGUGCCUUCAGCUAUUGAAGGAUACAGAUACUUACCUGGAUUUCCUGUGUAACUGGGAACUCCUCGUUUGGUGUAUGGCCCUAGGUGUCUAUCUGCUACGAUUUAUGACCCUUGGACUCAAGAUAAACAAGAAGUAUCGUAACUUGUCCGUACUCAUAACAGAACAAAUUAAUCUGUAUCUACAGAUGGAACAGAAACCACAUAAGAAGGAGGAGCUCAUGGUAGCCAAUAAUGUUCUCAAAUUAGCUGAGGAUCUCCUCAAGGAACUGGAAAGUCCCUUUAAGAUCUCCGGUGUUUCCGCCAACCCUGUGAUAUACAAUGUAACCAAAGUUGUGGUCCUAUCUGCCUUCUCUGCAGUCCUCACAGAACUACUGGGAUUCAAGAUGAAGUUGUACAAGAUCAAACUCAGGGCAUAAUAUAUACGAGGCCUUCAGUGUUACAGAUUAGGUCUUUACCGUCAAUGUUUUUGUCUUAAUGACACAAAGACUUGUUGCCUUCAUAAUGCUUCAAACUAUU
Ylistrum balloti is the source of this 3243-nucleotide messenger RNA. Its product is annotated as protein PHTF2-like. Gene Ontology annotation, cellular component: endoplasmic reticulum. Bases 30 to 3143 code for a protein of 1037 amino acids. The record is from RefSeq and is a predicted model, not a curated record. Lineage: Eukaryota; Metazoa; Mollusca; Bivalvia; Pectinida; Pectinidae. The transcript has 15 exons.